AUGCGAUCAAUAAUCCAUCUUGUUCAAUAUGCCAGUGGACCGAGUGCACUUCCCAAUCCACUCCUGGGAUGUGCAGCUGCCAUUCGCCUGACCUUAACGUCCCAGAGCUUUUUUCACUUCAUGUUAGGUGGAAUUCCACACGGAUCCCGCUUUGACCGCUCGUGGUCAGGUGCUGCUACGACCGAGAAGCCUAUCCCGCGAAAGGCUGACCAGCAGUUCGGGACGCUUGCCGGUCUGGUAUCAAGCCAAGAACUGAUUAGUCGAAAGUCCGGACCCUACAGCCACGCUGUACAAUUGUCCUUGACUUCGUUUUUGGGCGCUAAUAUACCUUGUGCACCUUUGGCGCGACUGAAACAUGAGGCAGCCUGGUACAGCACAUUCAGUGGCCUGGAGACAUCAAAACCGAGAGAUUCAGCUGGGUUCCAG
Messenger RNA from Opisthorchis viverrini, 426 nucleotides. RefSeq lists its product as hypothetical. The transcript is spliced from 4 exons. The record is from RefSeq and is a predicted model, not a curated record. NCBI's taxonomy places the organism in Eukaryota, Metazoa, Platyhelminthes, Trematoda, Opisthorchiida, Opisthorchiidae. The annotation marks the transcript as partial.